Loxodonta africana (African savanna elephant) is the source of this 7371-nucleotide messenger RNA. RefSeq names its product proline rich 12 (gene PRR12). Bases 440 to 6502 code for a protein of 2020 amino acids. NCBI's taxonomy places the organism in Eukaryota, Metazoa, Chordata, Mammalia, Proboscidea, Elephantidae. The transcript has 14 exons. The record is from RefSeq and is a predicted model, not a curated record.
CACCGUGAGCGCAGAGGAGGAGGAGGCGGCGGCGGCGGCGGCGAGAGAGCGAGCACCCAGCGCCCGCACCCACCCCGGGGCCGCCCGGGACGCCCCCUCCCGAGCGUGCUUCCCCCCUUCUCUCUUGCAAGCGCCCGGGCAAAGGCGGAGACAGCGGGGUCCCUCCUCCCCCCCUUUUCCCUCCUCCAGGGGGAACCCCCCUUCCCCCCGCCUUGGCUCAGCGGCUGCACCCCCUCCUUCGCCCGCCCCUCCGCCCCUGUCUCCUCCCUCCCCCGCCCGGGGCCUUCCCGGGCCUUUGGCUGCUGCAAAGAAAAAAAAGGAGAGAGAGAGAAGGAAAAAAAAGCAGCAGCGGAGGGAGCGGCGGCGGAGGAGAGCGCGCGCGCGCCCCCUCCCUCCCUCCCUCCCUCCCCCUCCCCCCAAUUUCCACCGCGGCCAAUUCAUGGACAGGAACUACCCCAGCGCCGGCUUCGGGGACCCGCUCGGCGCCGGGGCGGGAUGGAGUUACGAGAGGUCAGCGAAAGCUAGCUUGGUCUAUGGCAGCUCCAGGACCUCGCACCCCGAGACGGACAUCUUACACCGCCAGGCCUACGCGGCCCCCCACCCACUGCAAAGCUAUGCCACCAACCACCACCCUGCAGGCCUCUCUGGACUCUUCGACACUGGCCUUCACCACGCAGGCUCAGCUGGGCCCGACGCCUCCGUCAUGAAUCUCAUCUCGGCCCUGGAGUCCCGGGGCCCCCAGCCUGGCCCCUCCGCGUCCUCUCUCCUCUCCCAGUUCCGCAGUCCUUCCUGGCAAACAGCCAUGCACACUCCAGGCCCCACGGAGCUCUUCAUCUCGGGUGCCCUGCCGGGUUCCAGCACCUUCCCAUCCUCCUCUGCCCUGUCGGCCUAUCAGCACCCAGCUUCCUUUGGCAGCCGCCCCUUUCCAGUGCCCUCGUCCCUCAGCCUCCAGGACCCCCCAUUCAGUCCCCCUGCUAAUGGGCUUCUGUCCCCUCAUGAUGUGCUGCACCUGAAGCCCUCACAGGCACCCACAGUGCCCUCCUCACUGGGCUUUGAGCGCCUGGCCGGGGGUGGCGUCCUGGGGCCCGCUGGUCUUGGCCCGGCCCAGACCCCUCCUUACCGCCCUGGUCCCCCAGACCCACCCCCGCCUCCUCGCCACCUCCCAACUCAGUUCAACCUGCUGGCUUCCUCUUCUGCCGCUGCUGCCGAGCAGUCCUCCCCACAGCUGUAUAACUUCUCGGGUGCUGCCCCAGGCCCACCGCCGCCCGAGCGGGCCCUACCCCGCCAGGACACUGUCAUCAAGCACUACCAGCGGCCUGCCAGUGCCCAACCCCCACCACCCCCGCCACCAGCUCACGCCCUCCAGCAUUACUUAAGCUGCGGAGGCAGCUACCCUUCCAUGGGCCACCGGGCCAACCUAGCCUGCAGUCCCCUGGGUGGUGGGGAACCCUCCCCAGGUGCUGGCGAGCCGAGCAAGGCUGGACCCAGCGGAGCUACGGGUGGAGCAUCAGGCCGGACCACGGGCCCUGAGGCGACUGGGGGAGGCGGAGCAGGGGGUGGUGGUGGAGGUUACCGCCCUAUCAUCCAAUCGCCGGGUUACAAGACAGGCAAAAGUGGUUAUGGAGCAACCACGGGGGGAGCCACUAGGCCCCCACCGCCCCGCUCAACUGCCACGCCUAAAUGCCAGAGCCUGGGGGGGCCAGCAGCAGCCUAUGCCGCUGGGAAGGCUUCUGGGGCUGGCGGGGCAGGGGGCCAGGCAUAUUCCCCUGGUCAGCCCCAAGGGCUUCUGGGACCCCAGGCCUAUGGGCAAGGCUUUGGAGGGGGGCAGGCACAGGACUUGAGCAAAGGCCCCAGCUACUCGGGGGGGCCCCCGCAGCCGCCCAGUGGGCCUCCUCCUCCUGGCCUAGCAACAUGUCAGAGUUACUCUCCGGACCAGCUGCAGGGGCAGCUUUAUGGGGUACAGGGCGAGCCAUACCCAGGGCCAGCCGCCCACUCUCAGGGGCUGCCUACCGCCAGCCCCUCGCUCAGCUAUAGUACUGGCCAUUCACCGGCACUGUCUGGUCAUGGUGGUGGCUGGGGUCCCAGCUCCCUGGGCACUGGCGGGGAGGCCAGCCCAUCCCACAUCAUCCGCCCGCUACAGUCACCACCUGCCACUGGCCGCCCGCCUGGCGUCGCCUCUCCAGGAGCCCCCGGCAAGUACCUGAGCUCGGUCCUGGCCUCGGCCCCAUUCCUGGCACCCCCAGGAGCUGGCAGCUAUGCAGCUGGAGCAGGUGGUUACAAGGGCAAGGGGGAUGGCUCAGAACUGCUGGCCGGCCCUGGUGGGCCGCCAGCUGAGCGCACUGAGGACGAAGAGUUCCUCAUCCAGCACCUCCUGCAGGCGCCCAGCCCUCCGCGGACCUCAGGGGCAGACGGCUUAGUGGGCGAGGAUGGGGCAUCGGAUGCCUCCAAGGGACUUGGGGGCGGUGGCGGGGCUGGGGGACCACCGGGCACGCCGUACGAGCUGGCCAAGGAGGACCCCCAGCGGUACCACCUACAGAGUGUCAUCCGCACCAGCGCCAGCCUUGAUGAGGGGACCACAGCAGCCCUGGAGCUGGGCCUGGGAAGGCUGAAGGAAAAGAAGAAGGGGCCUGAACGGGGCAGCGAGACCCCCGAGGGUUUGGCCACCUCCGUGGUCCACUAUGGUGCUGGUGCCAAGGAGCUGGGGGCAUUUUUGCAGAAGAGCCCACCACCCCCACCACCCUCUGCUCAGCCGUCCCAGCCCACGCCCCAUGGCCUCCUCCUGGAAGCUGGAGGUCCCGAUCUCCCACUGGUGCUGCCUCCACCUCCUCCCCAGCUGCUGCCCUCCGUCCUCAGCCACGCUCCCAGCCCCUCUUCCAGCGCCUCUAAAGUCGGAGUUCACCUCCUGGAGCCAGCUACCCGGGAUGGAGCCCCCCAGCCCCCGCCGCCCCCACCGCCUCCCCCCAUACCCCUCCAGCUUGAGGCCCACCUCCGCAGUCAUGGCCUGGAACCUGCCGCCCCCAGUCCUCGCCUGCGUCCCGAGGAGAGCCUGGAGCCCCCAGGGACUAUGCAGGAACUGCUUGGGGCCCUGGAGCCACUGCCCCCGGGGCCUGGCGACACUGGCGUGGGCCCCCCAAACACAGAAGGGAAGGACCCAGCAGGCACCUACCGUAGCCCCAGCCCGCAAGGCCCCAAGGCCCCCCGCUUCGUGCCGCUCACCUCCAUCUGCUUCCCUGACUCGCUGCUCCAGGACGAGGAGCGCAGCUUCUUCCCCACCAUGGAGGAGAUGUUUGGUGGAGGGGCAGCAGAUGACUACAGCAAGGCUGGGGCACCCGAGGACGAAGGUGACCCCAAAGAAGGUGCCGGGCCUCCACCAGGUCCCCCGGCCUAUGAUCCCUACGGGCCCUACUGUCCAAGUAGGGGGUCCGGAGGCGGGCCUGAGACGCCGGGUCUGGGCCUAGACAAGCCGCCGGAGCUGCCUUCCACCGUCAACGCUGAGCCCCUAGGCCUGAUUCAGAGUGGGCCACACCAGGCUGCCCCACCACCUCCGCCCCCGCCCCCGCCCCCCACCUCUGAGCCCAAGGGAGGCCUGACCUCACCCAUAUUCUGCUCAACCAAGCCAAAGAAGCUGCUGAAGACAUCCUCUUUUCAUCUCCUGCGGCGCCGUGACCCACCUUUCCAGACACCCAAGAAGCUCUAUGCCCAGGAGUACGAGUUUGAGGCAGAUGAGGACAAGGCUGACGUGCCCGCUGACAUUCGCCUCAACCCCCGCCGCCUACCUGACCUGGUGUCCAGCUGCCGCUCCCGCCCGGCCCUCUCGCCUUUGGGUGACAUUGACUUCUGCCCGCCCAACCCUAGCCCUGAUGGCCCCCGACGCCGAGGCCGCAAGCCCACCAAGGCCAAGCGUGAUGGCCCACCGAGGCCCCGGGGGAGGCCCCGAAUCCGCCCGCUGGAGGUCCCCACUUCCGUGGGUCCAGCCUCUGCUUCUGCGACCACCGAUGGGGCCAAGAAACCCCGGGGACGGGGACGAGGAAGGGGCAGGAAGGCUGAAGAGGCUGGGAGCAACCGGCUGGAGCCCCUGAAGCCACUUAAGAUCAAGCUGUCUGUACCCAAGGCGGGUGAGGGCCUGGGCGCGUCGUCGGGUGAUGCCGUGUCAGGUACUGACCAUAAUAGCCUGGAUUCGAGUUUGACACGGGAGAAGAUUGAGGCCAAGAUCAAGGAGGUGGAGGAGAAACAGCCUGAGAUGAAGUCUGGGUUCAUGGCCUCCUUCCUGGACUUCCUCAAGUCUGGCAAGCGCCACCCACCACUCUACCAGGCUGGCCUGACGCCCCCUCUUAGCCCCCCAAAGAGUGUGCCACCCCCGGUGGCGACCCGUGGCCUGCAGCCCCAGCCUCCUGCCACGCCUGCCCUGCCCCAUGCACCUCCUGCCGGUGCCUUCGGGCUAGGGGGUGCAUUGGAGGUAGCUGAGAAUGAGGGACUGGGCCUGGGCUGCCCCUCGCCCUGCAAGCGCCUGGACGAAGAGCUCAAGCGGAACCUCGAGACACUGCCCUCCUUCUCCUCGGAUGAGGAAGACUCUGUUGCCAAGAACCGGGACCUGCAGGAGAGUAUCUCCUCAGCCAUUUCAGCCCUUGACGACCCGCCCCUCGCCGGGCCCAAGGACACCUCUGCUCCAGAUGGGCCCUCUUUAGCUGCUGCAGCUGCAGUUCCAGGGCCACCCCCUCUCCCAGGACUCCCUAGCGUUGGCAGCAACGGCACACCCGAGCCCCCGCUGCUGGAAGAGAAGCCCCCGCCCUCUCCGCCUCCUGCCCCCACCCCUCAGCCACCACCGCCACCACCGCCAGCCCUGCCGUCCCCACCCCCACUGGUGGCCCCUGUGCCCAGCUCACCACCGCCACCACCACCACCACCCCCGCCAGCCCUCCCCUCCCCUCCACCUCUGCCACCACCGCCGCCGCCUCCACCAGCUGCAGCCCCUCCUGAGGAGCCUGCUGCUGCCUCGUCCCCUGAGGACCCUGAGCCACCUGACGCCCGUCCCCUACACCUGGCCAAGAAGCAGGAAACAGCAGCCGUUUGUGGCGAGACGGACGAGGAGGCGGGCGAGAGUGGCGGGGAGGGCAUCUUCCGAGAGCGCGACGAGUUUGUCAUCAGGGCCGAGGACAUCCCUUCCCUCAAGCUGGCGUUGCAGACGGGGCGUGAGCCCCCGCCCAUCUGGCGAGUACAGAAGGCUCUGCUGCAGAAAUUUACUCCAGAGAUAAAGGAUGGACAGAGGCAGUUUUGUGCCACCAGUAAUUAUUUGGGGUAUUUUGGGGAUGCAAAAAAUCGGUACCAGCGCCUGUAUGUGAAGUUCCUGGAGAAUGUCAACAAGAAGGAUUAUGUGAGGGUCUGUGCUCGGAAGCCCUGGCACCGGCCCCCUGUGCCUGUCAGACGAUCCGGUCAGGCCAAAGGCCCCACAUCUGCCGGGGGCAGCUUUGCCCCUCCCCCCAAAGCCCCAGCACCACCUCCUAAGCCAGAGACGCCUGAGAAGACAACAUCUGAGAAGCCCCCAGAGCAGAUGCCCGAGACGGUUAUGCCCGAGCCCCCUGCACCUGAGAAGCCAUCCCCACCGCGGCCCGCUGAGAAGGAGAAGGAGCGGGCAUCACGUGGAGAGCGGCCCUUGCGGGGUGAGAGGGCCACAGGUGGACGGCAGACCCGGCCUGAACGGAGCCUUGCUUCAGGACAAUCCACUGCCUCCCGGCUGCCCAAGGCCCGGCCCACCAAGGUGAAGGCUGAACCGCCCCCCAAGAAGAGAAAGAAGUGGCUGAAGGAGGCGACGGGCAAUAUGUCAGCAGGCGGGGGCCCACCUGGCAGCUCCUCAGACUCAGAAUCAUCCCCUGGCGCGCCCAGCGAGGACGAGCGGGCAGUUCCUGGGCGCCUGCUAAAGACCCGGGCGAUGCGGGAGAUGUACCGGAGCUAUGUGGAAAUGUUGGUGAGCACAGCACUCGACCCAGACAUGAUUCAGGCCCUGGAGGACACGCAUGAUGAGCUGUACCUCCCGCCCAUGCGGAAGAUCGACGGCCUCCUGAAUGAGCACAAGAAGAAAGUCCUGAAGCGGCUGUCGCUGAGCCCAGCCUUGCAGGACGCCCUGCACACGUUCCCACAGCUGCAAGUGGAGCAGAGUGGGGAAGGCUCCCCGGAGGAUGGGGCCGUGCGGCUGCGGCCAGCUGGGGAACCGUAUAACCGCAAGACUCUCAGCAAGCUCAAGAGGAGCGUGGUCCGAGCCCAGGAGUUCAAGGUCGAGCUAGAGAAGUCGGGAUACUACACACUCUACCACUCACUCCACCACUAUAAGUACCACACCUUCCUUCGCUGCCGGGACCAGACACUGGCCAUCGAGGGCGGCGCCGAGGACCUGGGCCAGGAGGAGGUGGUGCAGCAGUGCAUGCGGAAUCAGCCGUGGCUGGAGCAGCUGUUUGACUCCUUCAGCGACCUGCUGGCCCAAGCACAGGCCCACAGCCGCUGUGGGUGACCCCAGCCCACUUGGGAGGGGGGCCACCUCCGCCACGAACCGAGAACUGGGACAGAACUAUGUCCUCAGGAGCUAACCCCAUGCCCCGUCGCCAGGGAAAGAGGGGGUCACUGGUCAGGGUGUGUCCAUGCCCCCCAGGGCAGGGUUCAGAGGUUGACUCUCGCCCUCUCCCAAGCCCUCUCCACUCCCUCCCUGCCCCGCCUACUGUUCGGUGUACAGAGAAAUUAUUUAUAUAUAUGUAUAAAUGUCUAUUUAGUAACGGUUUCCCUCCCCGCCCUUGUCCCGCUACCCCUACCACGGCCAUAGCCCCGCCCCUCCACCUUGUACAUAAUGUAUAGGAAAAGUCUAUGUAUGGUUGAGGGGGGAGGGGCGGCUUCAGAGAGCUGGGGGACCCCCUCCCCCCAAGCCCUUCCUGCAGGCCAAGAUCUUUGCUAAAGGCCAUUCCCUCCCCAGGGCAUUCGGUGUCGGGUGGAAGUGGGAACGGGGAAAAAUGCAUCUUGUUAAUUAUUUUUAAUCUUAUUUAUUGUACAUACCUUGGGGUGGGGGGGGCUAGGGAGGUGGAGGGGGGAGAAGGAUCCCCUCCCUCUGCCCCACCCCACUCCUUUUCUACAGCGAUUUGUCUGUGUCUGUUUCCCCCGCCCUGCCCCCCUCCCGCCCCUGUGCCACCCUCUGUCCCCAUCCCAUUGUUGUCUGGAUGUGGUUCUAUUUUUUAUCAGUGUCCUUUUCUCUCCUCCCUCUCUGACCUCCCACCCUGACCUCCCCACCACCCUUUGUCUCUUCUUGCUCUUUCUUGGGCUUCUGUACAACUCAACUUGUAUACACUGUGUACACACAACCAGCCAAACGAAAAUCCAACGGCAAACACUUUA